Molecule: messenger RNA, 1126 nt
Organism: Lagopus muta (rock ptarmigan)
Lineage: Eukaryota; Metazoa; Chordata; Aves; Galliformes; Phasianidae
Product: nucleoporin NUP42-like
Exons: 5
Coding region: 9-1097 (362 amino acids)
Cellular component (GO): nuclear envelope
Molecular function (GO): nuclear export signal receptor activity
Source: RefSeq, a predicted model, not a curated record
AUUGAGUGAUGGCUACCCAGAUAGACACAAAUCCUAGCCAGCCCCAGCACAUGGGAGGUGAUGGAGGAGGACGUGUUGUUCGUGCCCAGAGAAACACAAACCUUCUCCAGCCAGCCGUGCUGCAGCGCAAAGGAGGAUCUGCAGGAGGACGGGGUGCUCCCGCAGCUGUUGUGCAGCCUCCUGUGCUCACAAAGAGCUCCUCAGGUGGCAGCUGCAAUGGAGGAGGACUCUCUGGUGCCUCCGGGGUUGGAGCAGCAGGCAAGAAAGGCGCAGCGUCCUUGCAGAAAGCGAGCUCUGCGUUAAGCAGUGCAAACCCGGCUGAUGAGCACAGAGAUGGACAGCAGAGACUUGCUGACUGGGUAGCAGAAGACAUGGCAACCUGGGAAUCUUCUGGACAGUGGAUGUUUUCGUGUUACUGUCCUGAGAAGGGCAAGCCUAAUGUUUCAGGCUUUCCAGAGAUCUCCCCUGAGGAGCUGCGCCUGGGGUAUGACACCUGCAGUGCCAAGGAGGGCACAGGACUCUACAUACACGCUGUCCAUCAGUAUGUGCAACAAUGGAGAACCAGGCUGCAGGAGCUGAAGGCUUUAAAUGCCUGGAGAACAGCAUCGAUGGCUCUCCAGCCAACAGCAGCGGUGCUGCCCGCUUGUCCUUGCAAAUCCCAGCGUCUCAUCUGGAAGCGCUCCAGCUGUGGGGAGCUCUGCUGCUGCCUCCAGUCCUCCUGCCCUUGGGGUGACGUCCUCCCACAGCUGUCCCCAUUCCGUUGGGACUGGGGAUUCUGCAGCUCCAUCCGCAGCCUCACUUCACGCUCCUGGAACGGCCGCUGGCCGUGGACUUCUGGGCUUCCGGGCCCUGGGAGCCCUGCUGCAGCAAAUCCUUCCAGCACCGCUCCGCUUGCUGUCGCUGCUCCCAAGGCAGCUACAGAACCUUCUCACCCGGGCACAAGCAGUGCUUCGGCCGCACCGACUGCCGGUGCCUCUGCACACAGCGCCGCGUCCGCGCCUCUGCAUCCACACGGCAUCAGAGCAGGCAGCUCUGCACACCGAGGAGGGAACGAACGGCCGGAGAGCUGGAGCAGUUCAGAGCCAAGUUCACGCUAGGAAAGGUCCCUGAGACCACCACCUGCAGA